This is a messenger RNA of Cryptomeria japonica (Japanese cedar), 1183 nucleotides long. RefSeq names its product WUSCHEL-related homeobox 11-like. Gene Ontology annotation, biological process: regulation of developmental process. The record is from RefSeq and is a predicted model, not a curated record. Gene Ontology annotation, molecular function: DNA-binding transcription factor activity; DNA binding. The transcript has 4 exons. Lineage: Eukaryota; Viridiplantae; Streptophyta; Pinopsida; Cupressales; Cupressaceae. The coding region runs from base 94 to 927 and encodes 277 amino acids.
UUGUGAGUUAUUAGAAGAAGCUCAAAGCUUGUAUUCAGCAGUUCACUGUGGAAGCAAUUGAGAGCUAUUACAAUAAGCAAAAAGGAAGUGAAAAUGGUUUUCAAAAGGCAUUGGACUGAUAUGUUCAAAGUACAACCCUCAACAUUAAUCAAUCAGGGGACUCAAAUGAGCAGUCAUUCAAUCUUGAACCGAGGUGCACAAGAGCUGAGAAAUCCAGAACCCAAAGCGAGGUGGAACCCUACAAAGGAACAAAUUGAGAUUUUGGAGUCCAUUUAUACGUCCGGGAAGAUAAAGCCCAGCAGAGAUGAUAUACGAAUGAUCAGAAUCCAGCUACUGGAGUUCGGAGAGGUGGAAGAGGCAAACGUCUUCUACUGGUUCCAAAACAGAAAGUCCAAAAACAGGAAAAGACAGCGCCGUCUCAAUCCUGCUAAAGAAAAUGGAGAUGGGUCUUCAUCAUCUAUUCAAGCCAGUACAGCCAAUCCCAUUCAAACCAUGGAAAAAUCAGGUUUCCCCACACUGCCAGCUUCUAUUUCUUCAUUUCCCAAUCAGCAAAUUCAGCAAAAUCAACAAUUCUCUGCUGAUCCACACAUUAACCUGCAACAAGCGUACCCACUGAAUCAUUAUCGUCCUCAUGAUGCUGCUAUCCCUUCUGUCCUAACUAACACUCGCCCAGAUACAAGAUUGGGUUUGGAUAGUGAUGGAUUGUUAAAUGUAAUGAUCGAUGGAAUGAAAUUUAAAGCACCCAGGGGGCCUAUAAAUGUGAAGGCUGCCUUCGGUCCAAAUGUGAUCAUGAUGGAUUCUGCAUACCACACCAUCCCCACAGAUGAACGUGGAUUCAGUGUGCAUGGCCUCCAAGAAGGGGGUGAUUAUUACUUGCUAAGUAAUACAGGAGGAGCAGUUCCACUGGCUGGAUUUCCCCAAGUGUAGAACUUUUCAAGCUUUCGGCUUCUUUGUUAGCCUGAGAUUCUAUUAUAAUAUAUGUGUGGAUGAUUGUUAUAAGGAUUUUUAGGUAGUUUUUUAUUUGUUUUUAACAGUUUUUCUGUUCUGCCAAUUUCUUUCAUACAUUGAAAGAACUUUCUUUUCUGCUACUCAUGAUAAGAGACAAGUCCAGUUAUCAUUGUCUCAUCUAAUCUAUAUAUAGAGUCGAAACUACUGUAAUUCGAUGUUAUAUAAAUAAAAACAA